GAGGUGUGUAUUAUAUGUGUGUCAACAAAGCUUAACUUCGGUGACAAGCCUCGAUGAGUGCGUCUCGACGAGUAUCUGUCGCGAAUUCCGAGAAGUCCUGUGUCUUUGAACGAGUUAAAUUGACACUUCGCUCAUACCAUGGCAGUGAUUCCGUAGAAUUCUCCUUUGUUGUUUUCUUUCAGCAGGCUACUGGUGCGAGCUUCUGGUGUAGCGGCGAACAAGAAAAGGAUUUCUUCGCCUCCCUUCUACCCCCUCCACUUGUUUACAUUUUCGAAUUUCCGCUCUCGCAGUCUAGCUCGCAUGCUCACCUUGGCGAUGUGUUUUGCAAUCGCGCGCCAGUCUCUAAUAAUUACGUCUUAUCAUGUUUGGGUGUCGUUGACUUUUUUUAGAAAGCGGAAUUGCAUUAAUUUUUUUAAUUGUGUAAUAACCAUAUGAGCAAAGAGAACUCUCUGGUCCGAGAAUGCAACAUCCAGCAAAAAUAUUACUUUUACUUUCAAAUCAGGCGCGCAAAAUAAUUGGUGCAUUUAGUGUAACAUUACUUUAUUUACACGGAAACAAGGUCGAGCAGGGUCUUACGUGAAAAUAAGCAUCACCGCAACCAAAAACAACACAAGCGGUCCUGCCGCGGAGACUUCGAGAGUGAUUUUCCCAAUGUAACUAAUUUAAACAUUAGCUUACAUUUUGAUGGAAAUUCGUUUUAACUCUAUAAGGAUUAAUCAGUUGUAAACAUGGUUGUCGGCAAUGCAGAACUCGGACAAGGUCUGGCAGACGUUGUCUUCGUAAUCGAGGGAACAGCUUCCAAUGGGGCUUACAUAAAUGACCUUAAAGUGAAUUACAUUCUUCCUACUUUAGAGUAUUUCAAUCAAGGCACCAUAGAGGACAAAGAUUACAUCCCAGAGAGUUCAAGCACCCUGUAUGCCCUGGUUGUUUUCUAUGCCUCGGACUGUGUUCCGUACUUGAGUACAGAAUGUUAUGGACCUUUUUCAACACCUCACAAAUUCAUAUCUAUGUUGGAGUCUUUGGAAUUGGUUGGAGGAAGAGGUGAAUCGCAUGCCCACGUUGCUGAAGGACUGGCUACGGCCAUGCAAUGUUUUGAUGAUUUGCAGUUGAAGAGAGAUAUCAAUGCCUCUCCGCAAAAACACUGCCUUUUAAUAAGCAAUGCUCCAGCCUACAGUGUUCCGACUGUCGAAUCUCUCAAUUAUUCCGGACAAACUGCCGAGCAGCUAGCUUUGCUAUUUCAAGAAAGUGGUGUCAAUUUAUCAAUCAUCUCACCUAGAAAAAUCCCAGCCUUGUUUAAGCUUUUUGAAAAGGGUGGCGGAGACCUGGCCGCUUCCCAAACAAAAAACUACGCCAAGGAUCCUCGCCACCUUGUUCUAUUGAAAGGAUUCAGCCUAAAGGAGAGACCGGUCAGUCCUGUUGCCACUCAGCCUCAAGCACCUGUAAUGCCAACGGCUAACAUCGGAAGUCCAGCUCCACAGCCGCCCCAUCCUCCUCAGGCUAAUGUUCAACCCGCCUUUAGACCAGCCAUGCCCAAUAGGCCCCCCAUGAAUUUCCCACAAAACCAACAGCAGCCCCAGUUCCGAAUGGAACAGCAACAGAUGAGACCGGGAAUGGGUGGUAGGUGGCCCCAACCACAGCCCAACAUGAUGCAGGCGCAGGCCAUGCGUCCAGCGAUGCCUCCCCAGCAACCUCAUCAACCACAACAAGCAAACCAGGCCAGCACUCUGAUUGCCCAGCUCCAGCAGCCACCUGCGGGGGUAAAUGUGAUGGGCCAGCAAGGAAUGAACCAACAAUUCCAACAAGGUGGCAAUAUGAUGAAUCCCAUGCAGCAACAAAUGGCUCAGGCCCAGGGCAUCCGCAUGCCCAACAACCCAGUAGUUGCAGCCCAGCAAAAUGUGGCCCAAAUUCCACCUCAACAAGCACCUCCAAAUCAGCAGGCCCCACAGAUGCCUGGCAUGUCCAACCAGCCUAUGGUUCAAGGCCAGAACAUGCCACCACAAAUGGCCCAGCAACAGCCACAGAUGGCAGUCGUGCAAACUAUGCAGGGUCAGCAGAUGCCUGGACAGCAGGCGCCAGGGCAAGUGCUGCCCCCAGGAAUGCAGCAGCAAGCCGGCGGCGGAAGGGAAAGGCAAACUAUUUGGACAGGAAUUUUGGAGUGGAUAGAGAAGGCGAGAAAUUCGGACGCUCAGAAAAUGACACGAAACGUACCAUGCCAAGUCUCGGCCAACACCAAGGAUGGAGAGCCAGAGUUGCGAGCUGACGGCUGGCCUCAAAAACUGCUCAUGCAGUUAAUGCCAAAGCAACUUAUUGGCAGUAUUGGAGGGACUUACUUGAAAAACUCAAAGUCCGUGCUGUUCCACCCUCAGCCCUGUGACGCUCUAGAGGCUCUAACUAGGGUUAUGAGUUCUGGAUUUGCAGGCUGCGUACAUUUCACAAGCCUUCCAACUCCAAGUGCCUGUGAUAUCAAAGUCCUCAUUCUCCUCUAUACUGCUGAGAAACGAGCAUACCUAGGUUUCAUUCCGAACGACCAAACGGCAUUUGUAGAUCGUCUUCGUAAAGUGAUACAACAUCAAAAGUCGACACAAGCCAUCCGACAGGGUCAAGGAGUGCCUGGUCUUGGCCCAGUUGGACCAACACCAGGACUAGGACCAGGAAUGGGACAAAUGCAGAAUCCAGUCCAGCAACAGCAGCAGCAACAACAACAACAACAGCAGCAGCAACAACAACAACAACAACAACAGCAGCAGCAACAACAACAGCAGCAGCAGGGCAUGAUGAUGACUUCGCAAACCAAUCCCAUGGUUAUGGGAGGUGUCCAACUGACACAGAAUAAUGUUCCUGGUCAGGUUGGACAGGUGCAACCACAGAUGGCUGCCAUGGGUCAGCAGAGACCACAGAUGGGUGUCCAACCAGGUUUUGAGGGCGGUGAAAUGGGUGCAGGUCAACAACCUGGAAUGAUUAGAUCUCAGGGUAUGAUGGGUCAACCGGGCCAGCAGCCCGGAAUGGUUGCCGAAGGAAUGCCACAACCUGGCCAAGGGCAAAUCAGAGGAAUGCUUGGUCCGCAGCAGCAGCAAAUUAGACCCCAGCUUCAGCAACAAGCGCAGCAGGCUAAUAAUCAGCAACAAUUGGAAGAGGCUCGGCAGCAAAAUUUACGGAAGAUUCAGCAAUUGCGGCACACCCUGGAGCAAGCGCAGCAACAAGAGCAGCAAUACAGCCGCCAAAUGAUGAUGGAGCAACAAGAGGAGCAGCAAAAGCAGUUACGAGCCCAACUGCAGCAAAUGCAACAGAGACAGAUCAAUAUGACCCAAGGCCAACCCAUGCAACCCCAGGGCAUGCCACAGCAGCCACAACAGCAAAGGAUGAUUCGACCCGGAACUCCUGCAAUGACAAGCAACCCUGGACUGAGACACUUGCUCCAACAGCAACCACAAUACCGACAACAGCAACAAGGCAUGGGAAUGAACCCGAUGGGAGUGCCUCGGCAAAUAAAUCCUCAGCAGCAGCAACAACAGCAACAACCAAACCAGCAAUUUCCAGAGGAUGCUUACGACUUUCUAGGCUAAGGGAUACCUUAAUAUCCCACAGAACGCUUGCGAGUUGCGAGUUCAACCGUCUGGGUCCAUCGUCAUCUGAAACACAUUUGCUGGAGCUCGUUCUUGUAUUGCAUUCAAAAUUAGCCUCGGCUUUCAAAAUGAAAAUGUACAUUUUCUUCUUGUAGUUUACGCCGCAUGACUGAAAAUAUUUUCUCAGACAAAUUGAAUGAUAUUUUUUCUCCAAAUUUUAUUUGUUGACUUAUCGUAAUGCAAGACCAAAAGUGAUUUGAAAAAAUGAAGGCCAAGCUCAAAAAUGAGGAUCCAUUAAGUCUCAAUUUUUUUAAUUUAAUUCUUUUAAGCCCCCAAUAUAAUGUAAAAAUUUGAUAUAUGCGUAAAAAUAAAAUUAUAAUAAAAUAAUUUAA
Messenger RNA from Neocloeon triangulifer, 3955 nucleotides. RefSeq names its product mediator of RNA polymerase II transcription subunit 25-like. The record is from RefSeq and is a predicted model, not a curated record. Gene Ontology annotation, cellular component: transcription regulator complex; mediator complex. Bases 729 to 3563 code for a protein of 944 amino acids. Gene Ontology annotation, biological process: positive regulation of transcription by RNA polymerase II. The transcript is spliced from 14 exons. NCBI's taxonomy places the organism in Eukaryota, Metazoa, Arthropoda, Insecta, Ephemeroptera, Baetidae.